Molecule: messenger RNA, 888 nt
Organism: Monoraphidium neglectum
Lineage: Eukaryota; Viridiplantae; Chlorophyta; Chlorophyceae; Sphaeropleales; Selenastraceae
Product: omega-amidase
Exons: 7
Coding region: 1-888 (295 amino acids)
Biological process (GO): oxaloacetate metabolic process; L-glutamine metabolic process
Cellular component (GO): mitochondrion
Molecular function (GO): omega-amidase activity
Source: RefSeq, a predicted model, not a curated record
AUGGCAUUGGGCGCCGCGUCCGCAGCACCGGCAGGGCCCGAAAAGGUCAAGAUCGCCCUCUGCCAGCUGCACGUGACCGCGGACAAGCCCUCCAACAUCGCCGCCGCGCGCGCUGCCAUCAAGGACGCCGCCGACGCAGGCGCCGCGCUCGUGGUUCUCCCAGAGAUGUGGAACUGCCCCUAUUCGAACGACAGCUUUCCCACCUAUGCGGAGGACUUUGAUGAGUUGAAAUCAGGCGGCGCGCCGUCGGUCGCGGCGCUGUCGGAGGCGGCGGCGGCGGCGGGCGUCACGUUGAUCGGGGGGUCGGUGCCCGAGCGGGCGGGCGGGAAGCUGUACAACACGUGCUGCGUGUUCGGGCCGGACGGGGCCUUGCUGGGGAGGCACAGGAAGGUCCACCUCUUCGACAUUGAUAUCCCUGGCAAAAUGACAUUCAAGGAGUCCCUCACCCUCAGCCCCGGGGACGGGCCCACUGUGGUGGACACGCCCGCGGGGCGCCUCGGGGUGGGCAUCUGCUAUGACAUCAGGUUCCCCGAGCUGGCGAUGCUGUACGCGCGGAGAGGGGUGCAGCUGAUUGUGUACCCGGGCGCCUUCAACACCGUGACUGGCCCCGUGCACUGGGAGCUCCUGGCCAAGGCGCGGGCGGUGGACAACCAGCUGUUUGUCGCCACCUGCUCCCCCGCGCGAAACCCGGACGCGUCCUAUCAGGCGUGGGGCCACUCCACUGUUGUCGGGCCGUUUGCCGAGAUCCUGGCCACCUGCGACCACGAGCCAACAACCAUAUUCGCUGAGCUGGAUUACGGCCAGGUGGUGGAGCGGCGCACCAAUAUGCCGCUGGCGCAGCAGCGGAGGGCGGACCUGUACGAGGUGGUGGACAAGACUGCAGCGUGA